Messenger RNA from Triticum dicoccoides, 1708 nucleotides. RefSeq lists its product as uncharacterized. The record is from RefSeq and is a predicted model, not a curated record. Bases 397 to 1143 code for a protein of 248 amino acids. The transcript is spliced from 4 exons. Gene Ontology annotation, cellular component: chloroplast. Lineage: Eukaryota; Viridiplantae; Streptophyta; Magnoliopsida; Poales; Poaceae.
AGGGUCCCCCUCUGUAGCGGAAAAAAAAACGACGACGCAAUCCAAUCCUUCUUCUCCCCAGUCCGCCUCCCUCCGCAGUCCCCGCUCUCCGCCCACCGGAGAGCUCGUCGCGGCGCGGCGCGGCGGAGCCGAGCUCUACUCCUCUUCCCGUGCCUUUCUUUCCUCUCCCUCCCGAGUCCUCCCGACCUACCGACGCGGCUCUGAAUCUCUUCUGUAGCAUAUCCCACAGGCUACAGCUGACGCCUCGAUCCCGCCUCCGCCCCCACACGAUCCGCCGUCACCGUUCUUCCUCGCCGGGACGUCGUGUUCCUGCUGUAUCCACCCCGUCCGCAGUCUUUGGCCAUUGGGUUUUGAGAUUUGGCUCUGGUUAAUUCUAGAAUUCAAGAAGUUGGAAACAUGAGCUACUGCCAAGCUACAACGUACAAGCCUCUUGGUGGGCUCACUUUGGACAGACCAUUAGGCCUUGGGAGAACUUGCAGAAUACUUCCUCAACAUCAUUCUGUAUGGCAACAUUUUUCUAGAUCUUGCAAGCUGCAAGAGAAAGUAUAUCCAAGGCUUGUUGUUGCUGCUUGCCAUAAGAGGCUUGGUCCUGUAUAUGCCUCAAGUGGGAAGGGAAACCUUGAUCCAUUCUCUAUGGAAUCUUUGAACAAAGCAAUGGAUGGAGCAAAAAAGCAACAGUCUAUACAAGGCUUCCUGAUGGAGCAAAUGGCUAAGAUUACAGGACAGGGGUCUGGUGGAAAUGGAGGGAAUAAUAACCGUUAUGGAGGCAGCGGUGGUGGUCCUGAUGGCCCAGAUGACGAAUCUUUCACGGAUUCAUUGUAUGAAGUGGUCCAAGUUGUGUUAGCAACUGUUGCUUUUGUACUCACGUAUAUCCACAUCAUCAGAGGAGAGGAGUUGUACCGCCUUGCAAGGGACUACACCAGAUAUGUCGUCACUGGCAAGAGAACGUCCCGGCUGAAGCGUGCCAUGCUUAACUGGCGUGAUUUCUCAGAUAGCAUCACAAAGAAUUUCAGCACACAAGACGAUGUGUAUGGAAGCCCGGUCGCUUCUGAAGCCAUGUGGUGGCAACAGCCCCAGAAGCUGGUUCAUCAUCUCGGUGACCUUUUCAGAGGCAACCUGCGUCCACAUGCCCAGGAAUCUUAAACCAUAGCAUUCCACGGUUGCCUUCGAAUUUUCACCUCAGAAACUUCUGUUUCUGAUCAUCUAGUUUAUGCCAGUGCUAAGUAAAUGGACGCAACUAGACGAUCAGCUGUUGUUUCUGCCGGAUGGCGAUUAUUGCCUAGCAGUACUGAGAUUCAUUCAUAUGAUGUCAUGAUGUCUCUGUCUGUAUUGACUACAGAACAGGAGGGGCACGAGUUAAUUCUUGUCAGCUUUGAAGGUCAUGUAACGUAACAUCAUUGCUAUGGUCGCCUGCUCGUCAAUAGGGUGCAGCAGCAGCUGGCAGCUUGAAUGCCGAAUCUGAUGGAUCAGAACCGCAAAAGGUCCAAGUACUGUCAGUUAGUCAAUGCGGCAAAGAAGUGUACUGCCUUCUAUAAAGAAUGUUGUGGUGUUGUCAGUGUGAUUUGCUCUCGCAUGGGCCAUGGUAGUUCAGUUUGCCUAGCCUAUUUGAGUUUAGACUUGCAAGAUAACCUUUCCCUUUGUUGCUGUCUUUAUGUACUGUACUACUGUAUAUCAGAAUGCAGUUUGGCUCUGCAGGCGCCAUGAACAA